This is a messenger RNA of Fukomys damarensis (Damara mole-rat), 2676 nucleotides long. RefSeq names its product ADAM metallopeptidase with thrombospondin type 1 motif 2 (gene Adamts2). The transcript is spliced from 20 exons. NCBI's taxonomy places the organism in Eukaryota, Metazoa, Chordata, Mammalia, Rodentia, Bathyergidae. Gene Ontology annotation, molecular function: zinc ion binding; metalloendopeptidase activity. Bases 1 to 2676 code for a protein of 891 amino acids. The record is from RefSeq and is a predicted model, not a curated record. Gene Ontology annotation, biological process: extracellular matrix organization; proteolysis.
AUGGGCAUAUAUCUGUCCAAGGCACCUCACGCCGGACUGAUCCGCAUGGAGGAGGAGGAGUUCUUCAUCGAGCCCCUGGACAAGGGGCUGGUGGCGCAGGAGGCCGAGCAGGGCCGCGUGCACAUGGUGUACCGCCGACCACCCACGCCCGGACUCCCGCUUCCCAUGGGCCCCCAGGCACAGGACACAGGGGCCUCUGCGGACAGCCUGGACAGCCUCAGCCGUGCCCUGGGCGUCCUGGAGGAGCGAGUCAACGGCUCCCGGAGGAGGGUGCGCAGGCACACUGCGGACGACGACGACUACAACAUCGAGGUGCUGUUGGGUGUGGACGACUCUGUGGUCCAGUUCCAUGGCAAGGAGCACGUGCAGAAGUACCUGCUGACACUCAUGAACAUCGUCAAUGAGAUCUACCACGACGAGUCUCUGGGGGCCCACAUCAACGUGGUGCUGGUGCGGAUCAUCCUGCUGAGCCACGAGAAGUCCACGAGCCUCAUCGAGAUCGGGAACCCCUCGCAAAGCCUGGAGAACGUUUGCCGCUGGGCCUACCUGCAGCAGAAGCCGGACACGGGCCACGAAGAGUACCACGACCAUGCCAUCUUCCUCACACGACAGGACUUCGGGCCCUCGGGCAUGCAGGGCUAUGCCCCUGUCACCGGGAUGUGCCACCCUGUUCGCAGCUGCACCCUGAACCACGAAGAUGGCUUCUCGUCGGCGUUUGUGGUGGCCCAUGAGACCGGCCAUGUGCUGGGCAUGGAGCACGACGGCCAGGGCAACCGCUGCGGCGAUGAGGUGCGGCUGGGCAGCAUCAUGGCGCCGCUGGUGCAGGCUGCCUUCCACCGUUUCCACCGCGACGACCCCUUCGCGCAUGACUGGCCGGCACUGCCGCAGCUGCCGGGACUGCACUACCCCAUGAACGAGCAGUGCCGCUUCGACUUCGGCCUGGGCUACAUGAUGUGCACCGCGUUCCGGACCUUUGACCCCUGCAAGCAGCUAUGGUGCAGCCACCCUGACAACCCCUACUUCUGCAAGACCAAGAAGGGGCCCCCCCUUGAUGGAACCAUGUGUGCACCUGGCAAGCAUUGCUUUAAAGGACACUGCAUCUGGCUGACCCCCGACAUCCUCAAACGGGACGGCAACUGGGGUGCCUGGACCCCCUUCGGCUCCUGCUCGCGCACCUGUGGCACAGGUGUGAAGUUCAGGACUCGCCAGUGUGACAACCCACACCCUGCCAACGGGGGCCGUGCCUGCUCUGGCCUGGCCUACGACUUCCAGCUCUGCAACCCCCAGGACUGCCCUGACACCCUGGCUGACUUCCGCGAGGAGCAGUGUCGCCAGUGGGACCUGUACUUCGAGCACGGUGAUGCCCAGCACCACUGGCUGCCCCACGAGCACCGGGAUGCCAAAGAGAGGUGCCACCUGCACUGCGAGUCCAGGGAGACCGGGGAGGUGGUGUCCAUGAAGCGCAUGGUGCACGACGGGACGCGCUGCUCCUACAGGGACGCCUUCAGCCUCUGCGUGCGGGGGGACUGCAAGAAAGUGGGCUGUGACGGGGUGAUCGGUUCCAGCAAGCAGGAGGACAAGUGUGGUGUGUGCGGCGGCGACAACUCCCACUGCAAAGUAGUCAAGGGCACGUUCACGCGCUCGCCCAAGAGGCUUGGUUACAUCAAGAUGUUUGAGAUUCCUGCGGGAGCCAGGCACCUGCUCAUCCAGGAGGCAGACACCGCCAGCCACCAUCUGGCCGUCAAGAACCUGGAGACAGGCAAGUUCAUCCUAAAUGAAGAGAACAACCUGGACCCCAAUUCCAGAUCCUUCAUCGCCAUGGGCGUGGAGUGGGAGUACAGGAACGAGGACAACAGGGAGACGCUGCAGACCAUCGGCCCGCUCCGUGGCACCAUCACCGUGCUGGUUAUCCCGGAGGGAGACUCCCGGAUCUCGCUGACGUACAAGUACAUGAUCCACGAGGACUCGCUCAACGUUGAUGACAACAACGUGCUGGAGGAUGACUCCGUGAACCACGAGUGGGCCCUGAAGAAGUGGACUCCCUGCUCCAAGCCCUGUGGUGGAGGGUCACAGUUCACCAAGUACGGCUGCCGCCGGAGGCUGGACCACAGGAUGGUGCACCGCGCCUUCUGCAGUGCCCUGGAGAAGCCCAGAGCCAUCCGCCGUGCCUGCAACCCACAGGAAUGCUCCCAGCCCGUGUGGGUUGCGGGUGACUGGGAGCCCUGCAGUCGGAGCUGCGGGCGGGCAGGCCUGCAGGUGCGCUCUGUGCGCUGCGUCCAGCCACUCCACAACAACGUCACGCGUUCCGUGCACACCAAACACUGCAACGACCACCGGCCCGAGAGCCGCCGGGCUUGCAACCGUGAGCUCUGCCCUGGCCGGUGGCAGGCUGGGCCCUGGUCCCAGUGCUCCGUGACCUGCGGCAACGGCACCCAGGAGCGGCCCGUGCUCUGCCGCACUGCAGACGACGGCUUCGGUGUCUGCCCCGAGGAGCGGCCUGAGGUGCAUCUGCGCACGAGGCACUGUGGUCGUCUGGCCCGGGUGGCACGCGGGUCCCUUACCUUGGUCCCCACAGCAGCUCAGGACUGCUCUGCCAGCAGGGGGCCUCCGCAGAGCCGGGGAGCAGGGCCCAUGGGUGGCGAGGGCUGCUCAUCCCCACUGUCACAGUCCUGCUGA